AUGAAAUAUCCUGAGUCCUUUGACUAUGUAACUGCUGCUGAAGCUUUCAAAAAACAACACCAGGAGCAGCAGCACUGCCUGAGCCUCCUCUACCUCUUCUCCGUGUGCCACAUCCUGCUGCUGGUGCAUCCCACUUGCUCCUUCGACAUCACCUACGACCGCGUUUUCAGGGCGCUGGACGGGCUGCGGCAGAAGGUGCUGCCCUCCCUGAAGGCUGCCAUCAAGGACUGCCCAGUGGGCAAGGAGUGGAAACUCAACUGCAGGCCCUGCCCUCCGCGCCUCCUCUUCCUCUUCCAGCUCAAUGGGACCCUGAAGGUGGAUCCCCCCCCAGGCAGGGGCCAGGAUCCCUGCGGCCACCUGGAAAAGCCGCCCCCCAAGAAGCAUUCCCCUAAGAGGAGGCUGCAGCAUGCGCUGGAGGAUCAGAUCUACCGCAUCUUCAGAAAGAGCAGGGUGCUCACCAACCAGAGCAUCAACUGCCUGUUCACCGUGCCUGCCAACCAGGCCUUUGUCUACAUCGUGGCCGGCGGGGCCCAGGAUGGGGAGGAUCCGGUGGCCAUGCUUCUCGACCAGCUCAGGAGCAACUGCACCAUGAGAGAGACCGACUCACUGCUGGCUCCCACCCUGUCCGGACCCAGGAGGUACCAGAUGAUGAGGCACGGCAGGCAGCAGUUGUCCUUCUAUGCGGAGAGCAGCAGCAGCAGCUCCAGCUCCUCUGGGCAGCUUGUGGACUGCACCCUCAAGGAGUUCCUGUGGCAGCACGUGGAGCUGGUGCUCAGCAAGAAGGGCUUCGACGACAGCGUGGGGAGGAACCCUCAGCCUUCUCACUUUGAGCUCCCGACCUACCAGAAGUGGGUUGCUGCAGCGUUAAAACUGUACGAAGUGACCAUUGAAGGCAAAGACGACGACCCCGCUUCUCUCACUGGGGAGCUGAGUUCCAAAAUCAUGGGCAGCAUCAAAGUCUUGGAAGGAUAUUUAGAUAUAGACACUAAAUUCUCUGAAAACCGUUGCCAGAAAGCUCUCCCCAUGGCCCACAGCGCGUAUCAAUCCAAUCUGCCCCAUAAUUACACCAUGACAGUCCAUAAGAACCAGUUGGCCCAAGCGCUGCGCGUGUACAGCCAGCACGCGCGGGGACCGGCCUUCCAUAAAUACGCCAUGCAGCUCAACGAGGACUGCUACAAGUUCUGGAGCAACGGGCAUCAGCUUUGCGAAGAGCGAAGCUUAACUGACCAGCACUGCGUGCAUAAGUUCCAUUUGCUCCCUAAGGCAGGGGAGAAGCCAGAAGCAGACAGAAACCCUCCAGUUCUGUAUCACAACAGCCGGGCUCGCUCCACAGGGGCUUGUAACUGUGGAAGGAAACAAGCGCCUCGCGACGACCCCUUUGAUAUCAAAGCAGCUAAUUAUGACUUCUACCAGCUGCUGGAAGAAAAAUGCUGUGGGAAACUGGAGCACAUCAACUUCCCCGUGUUUCAGCCCAGCACUCCUGAUCCAGCACCUGCUAGGGAUGAGGCAUCGCCUGCCCCUCCAGAAGGAGAGAUUGAGAAACUGAAAGAAAAAGAGCCUCAGACUCAGGGAGAAAGCACAGGCCUGAGCUUAGCCCUCAGCCUGGGUCAGUCGACGGGCAGCUUGGGCACUUACCCACCUGACCCCCAGGGUGGAGGUGACAACGCAGAGAGCCACGGGCAGAGCGGUGACUCCAAAAGCGAGAAGAGGCCAAGUCUGGUCGAUCGCCAGGCCUCCACUGUCGAGUACCUCCCUGGGAUGCUCCAUUCCAACUGCCCCAAAGGACUUUUGCCCAAGUUCUCCAGUUGGGCACUGGUCAAGCUUGGCCCCGCUAAGGCUUACAACUUCCACACCGGCCUAGACCAACAAGGCUUUAUCCCAGGAACGAACUAUUUAAUGCCCUGGGAUAUAGUCAUCAGAACAAGAACUGAAGAUGAAGGAGACUUGGACACCAAUUCGUGGCCUGCACCUAACAAAGCUGUUCCUGGGAAGAGAAGCGCAGUUGUGAUGGGAAGAGGAAGGCGGAGAGAUGACAUAGCUCGAGCUUUUGUGGGAUUUGAGUAUGAAGAUGCACGUGGGAGGCGGUUCAUGUGCUCGGGGCCUGAUAAGGUCAUGAAGGUGAUGGGAGGGGGGCCAAAGGAAUCUGCUAUCAAGGCCCUCAAUUCCGACAUGCCACUGUACAUCCUGUCAUCUACUCAGGGACGAGGGCUCAAGCCCCAUUAUGCUCAAUUUAUGAGACUCUUCGUGGUGGUUCCUGAUGCUCCCCUGCAAAUAACUUUAACACCUCAGGUUCAGCCAGGGCCACCACCUUGUCCUGUGUUUUACCCUGAGAAGCAGGAGAUAACCCUUCCAUCUGAUGGACUGUGGGUGCUUAGAUUUCCUUAUGCGUAUGUGACAGAACGCGGACCCUGCUUUCCUCCAAAAGAAAGUCAACAGUUAAUGAGUUACAAAGUUCUCAGAGGAAUACUGAAAGCAAUUACACAAUAAGAAU
This is a messenger RNA of Tinamus guttatus (white-throated tinamou), 2491 nucleotides long. It is a transcript of the gene SMG8, whose product is annotated as SMG8 nonsense mediated mRNA decay factor. The record is from RefSeq and is a predicted model, not a curated record. Gene Ontology annotation, biological process: nuclear-transcribed mRNA catabolic process, nonsense-mediated decay. NCBI's taxonomy places the organism in Eukaryota, Metazoa, Chordata, Aves, Tinamiformes, Tinamidae.